AUGAACAACUACAGAAGCACAAUUUCAAUUAAAAAAGGUAGAAUCACAGCAGGAUUCCCAUUUCUGGACAACGUCACUCAGUUGAAGAGCAACUUUAACGUGGCAGUCAAACGCCUUCAAGCCCUAAUUCGGAUACUUCAAAACGACUCGGAAAAAAUGAGCCUGUAUAACGAAGCACUACAAGAUUACCGGCAUCAAGGAAUCAUCGAAGAAGUUCACGAGCAUAGUACAGCUGGCGUAACCACCUUUUAUUUGCCUCACCGUCAUGUUUGGACGCCGGGGAAAUCCACACAACUCCGCGUCGUCUUCGACGCGUCCUCACAUGCGAAAGGAGAACUAAGCUUGAAUGAUGUCAUACAUCAAGGGUACUCGCUGACUUCCUGCAUCUUCGACAUCCUACUGAAGUUCCGAACUUACGAUUAUACGAUGGUUGCGGAUAUCCAGAAAGCGUUCCUGCAGAUCCAGUUACCUAUUGAACACAGAGACGCGACAAGAUUCUUGUGGAUGAAGGACACAUCUAAGCCUCCCAUCGGUAGUAAUAUCAGAUACUACAGAUUCUGCCGAGUACCGUUCGGAAUCAAUGCUGGACCGGCAAUACUGAAUCAAGCGCUGCUCAAACAUCUUGAGUCAUUCACCAACAACACAUUUCGAGAGAUAUCAGAUAUGCUGUAUGUCGACAACGUCAUAGUUGAAGGAAAGAACAACGAAGAACUCCUCAAGAAGUAUCAUGAAUCUAAGGAAGUGUUUAAUAAAGUUGGAAUGAACCUUCGAGACUACCUCUCCAACAGUGCACAAGUCAAUUACAAGAUUCCAACGCAUGAUCGUGCUACUUCAACUAAUAUAAAAGUCUUGGGCUUGCACUGGUACAGCAACGAGGAUCAAAUAGGUCUAGUAUGCGCUACAAAACCGUAUACAAAAACGGCCAAACGAUACGUCCUCAGCCAAAUCAAUGGACUCUGCUUCGAUCCCUUAGGACUACUCACACCCUUGCUUACCACGGCAAAAACGUUCCUUCAAGACUUACACAAGAAGAAACUGGCGUGGGACGAUCCAUGGUCAAAGGAAGACUGCGAUACCUGGGAUGCAAUCAAGAAAAAUAUGGUCCACUUUUCCAUCCAACUACCUCGACGAGUAACGCAGCAAGAAGGAUGCACAUCCCGCACACUUUCAAUGUUCGUCGACAGCUCGAAAAGAGUCUAUGCUUGCGUUGCUUACAUUACAACGGAUACACAAGCUGGAGAGCGCUAUACAAGACUAUACUGCGCAAAGUCAAAAGUGGCCCCCAUCGGAACAACUCAAAAAAUACCAAAGCUCGAACUGCUAGCCAUAUUUAUCGGAAUGAAUUUGCUGGAAUACAUUGUAACCAAGAGCGGACUGAAGUUCGAUAAAAUCAACCUGUUCAGCGACUCUACCAUAGCCCUCGCCUGGAUCCACUCCAAAAAGCGACUUCCUUCUCUUGUUACCAACUUGACACAGAAGAUACAGCUGACUAGAGAACGUCUUGAACAAUACCGGCAUGUCCAAAUUUACCAUGUUCCCACAGAAGAAAAUGUUGCUGAUCAUGCAACCCGCGGUCUUUCACAAGCAGAAGCCAGCGAUCACGUAUGGUUCAAAGGACCUCGAUGGCUCAAUGAGCAGGAGCAACAUUGGCCUGUUCGUCAGGUAGAACAGCUAAGUCAAGCAGAAGAAGAAGACUCUCUCGCAAUAAUUGCCACUAUGGUAACACCUUUCACCACCCUGACAAGGCAACCAAGAAUCUGGCCUACUGAAGCAGUCAGUAGCUAUGACAAGCUCGAAAGGAUUGUUGCCUAUUCCUUACGAUUUGUACGCAAAAUCAGCAAAGGCAAACUCUAUCAACUUGACGAGCACUGCGAAACGUUCGGCGGCAUUCCGAAUGCCCAAGAGAUGAUAAUCGCAGAACGCCACCUACUUCGAGAAGAGCAACAGCAGUCUGAUCUGCAAUCGUUCAUAAACAGCUGCAAAAACAAGACCAUCAAGGAAGACCUACAUGGAAUUACUAGAAAAUUUGUAAAUUCACGACCAUUAACGACAAUCGGAGAAGCUGCUGACAACAAUGAAGUACUUCGCCCAAUCGACUUCGUGUACAAAAACAUUCGACAUGGCAUCGAAGUUAUACGACAAGACGAGCAACAUCAGGAAGACCCUCCAUACCAACCUACUCCGGAAAUUUCCACGCAAUUGGACGCAAAGAAGGCCAUUUCUGAUGCAGAGACACUUACCAACAAGUUCUGGGACAAAUGGAAAACAGAGUAUCUCUUGGAACUGCGCGAACGCCACGUACUUUAUGGAAGCAAUUACAAGUCAUCGAAAAAUAAUCCGUGCGUUGGCGACAUUGUGCUUAUCGAUGAUGAUCUGAAGACAUCCAGAGACCACUGGCCAAUGGGUGUGAUCGAGGACUUAGUCAAAAGCAAGGAUGGAGAAGUACGAAGCGCCGUACUUAAAACCGGAACUGGGAGAUGCGUACAGCGUCCCAUCAAUCGCCUCAUUCCACUGGAAAUUCGUGCCACAAUGGAUUCGAACGCAAUGACAAGCACUUCACACGACAAUGAGGAACCUCAGAGUAGCAUACAAGCUCUACCACAACGCAAACCUCUUGAAAGAAAGGCUAAAAAACCCAUCAAUUAUAACGAAAACGUGGUAUUACCGAAACGUCGUCCAUGGAAUGCGCUCAGCAUUUUACUAGCCUUGACAGCAUGCAGCAUUGUACAUUCUGCACAAGGACAAGUGCUGAACUGCACGAACACUGGAUUCAUACUCAACUUAUCGUCGAUUCCGGACGUAAACAGCAGGAGUGAAGUAUGUGUCAAUCGCAUUCAUUGUCAGAGCAUACACACGGAUCAGCAACCCAUACAAAGAUAUCUACCGCCACAUCAGCUAACUAACCCAUAUUCUGUGAAAUGGCGUGCUAUCAUGAAUACCACACUAUACGAAGAGGAAGUGAUGUGCCCAGAGCAAUCAGUGUGCAAUUCCAUACAUUGCACAUUCUGUCCCCUUCUACUCGGCAACCCACGCUGUUUUCCGAAAACAACCAUCGCAGUGAUAGCUACGGUCAUUUACAUCAUUACACUACUCACCACCAUCUCAACAUAUCUGGUGGCACGUGCAGCAGUCAUGCUCAAACAAAGAUGCCGUUCGCUCAAAGACUCGAAGCAUACAACGAUGGGUUCCACGACAACAGAACAAGCCGAAAAUGUGGAAAUGCAUCCGAAUACCGAUACGCAAGCACGUCCAAGGAAAACUUCCGGCGGUCAUUCGACAAGAUCCAAGCUCAUCUUCUCGCUUUCAAUACUGGCUGUAACAAGUUGCUGUCAGCACACCCAUGUUCUCAACACCAAGGAUCUGAUUUGCACCGACUUUCUUGGAGAUUCAAGAUGUAGGAAUGUCGAGGAGCAUACCUUCGCAAUGAGCAGCUUCAAACGCGAAGUUUGCAUGAAGAUCAUGUACAAAGGAGAACUGAUCGCGACAUUACAUAUACAACUCGACAGCAUAAGAUUUGAGUGCAUACCUGUCACUCACUUCUUCACCAGGAACGCUGAGCUUAUAACAGUCUCUUCCAAACGAUGCGCUCAAGCCGGCAGUUGCACGCAACAAAGAUGUCGCACAAUCGCACAAAACUCGUUCGUUCCGGAAUUAAACGGCUCAUACCACCUUCCUGGAGUGACACGAUGCCAAGAAUCGUGUGGAGGAAUUGGUUGUGUACAACCGUACCAACCCGCAGACCAUGAUAUCCCCGUCCGACGACACGUUCGCAGUCAAGUGCAGCACAUCAGAGGUCGCAAAAAAUUUGACAAAGUGCCGUGUCAUGGAUACGUGCAAAUGCACCUCAAGAUCCACACUCGCUGUUUGCUACUGCGCCAAUGUCAACAUCACAGAAAGGAUGGAUUCCUUGGAUACUAUGCUACCCUGCACAGCUCAGAAUUUUCUCUGGAAGCCGACGAAAAUUCAGUAACAGUUGUAAGCCACACCUCCAUCGCAGAAGUUUCCUUAUCAACUGAAGCCAGAUGGAAAACUGCUACGGUUAUCAUACCCACCAAAUGCGAGAUCCACGCCUCCGAAGCGAAAGGCUGCUACAACUGCCUCCAAGGAGCAAGACUGGUCUUCACAUGCACUUCCAAAAUCAGGACAAUUGCAGAAGUUGCCUGCACUGAUCAUCACUACACGAUAGAUUGCGGACCGAAAGCAACUAAUACGACCGUACUAAUCAGUUCCAAUACCGCCAACUAUGCUGCACAAUGUAGCACCCAGUGCGGAUCACAAAAACAUGAUUUGCACAUCAUCGGAUCGCUUUAUUACCACUCCAUAUGGAAAGACGAUUUGGAACACGCUAACAUUGAAACGGCCAAUUACGUGGACUUAAUCAACAUUCCUAACCUCAGCAACAUAGCUCAGGUUAUGUCUCACUGGUGGACCACUUCGCUUACAGCAGCAGCUGUAGUAGCAUUGUCAAUAGCUGCCACACUGAUCUGUGGACCUGCUCUGUUUCGCAAAUAUAUGUUCUUCUAG
This is a messenger RNA of Cylicocyclus nassatus, 4524 nucleotides long. The record is from the annotation of a GenBank genome assembly. NCBI's taxonomy places the organism in Eukaryota, Metazoa, Nematoda, Chromadorea, Rhabditida, Strongylidae.